AUGCUAGACAAAGCAAAGGUUACAAAUCUCGAAUCAAAGUUAUUGGAACAAUGGUUCCAAUAUAAUAUACACUCCCGUACAAAGCAAGCGACUUAUAGUAUCAUUGUUGCAUUGCUUUUCACUAAAGAACCACCCAGUUACAAGGGUUCACCGAACAAUUCUUUUCCAUUUCCAUCAAUAACCUCGCCGCAAGCUUAUGAGGCUCAAACUCUUAUAAAGAACGCCAAGGUACAAAUUCUAAAGUGGAGGAGUCGCAGAAUGAAAACGGAGAGAAAAGUGAAGGAAGCAGUAGAAACUUUUGAGGAGGAGAAGAAAAUUGUGGAAGAGAUGACGGAUUUACAAUUGGAAGAUAAAACCAAGAGGCUUUGGCACGCUUGUUUCAAGGCCAAGGAAGCUGAUGACGGCGACAUGACCAUGGAGUCUGUAAUCUCGAGUUUUAGCCAACGAUGGCCAUGUUUAUGGAUUGGGUAA
Molecule: messenger RNA, 471 nt
Organism: Hibiscus syriacus
Lineage: Eukaryota; Viridiplantae; Streptophyta; Magnoliopsida; Malvales; Malvaceae
Product: protein RKD3-like
Exons: 2
Coding region: 1-471 (156 amino acids)
Source: RefSeq, a predicted model, not a curated record